AUGGACGUGGUUUUGGAGCGACCGGCCGGGCCAGCGAGCCUGGCCACACUGCCGACAGAGCUUCUGCGCGCCGUGUUCGGCACUUUUACAGACGGAGAGGGCAAAGUCGAGGAAUUGUCCUCUCUCCAGAGCGUGCGGCUGGUGUGUCGCCAGUUCAACCAGAUCGCGGCGCCAGCGUUGCUCUCGAGGCUGCGGGUGUACCUGGACCAGCCGUCGCUCGACUGGGCGGCGGCUGUGUCCCACUCAUCGCUCGUGGCCUCGGGGGAGUUCGCUUUGGUCCGGGUGCUCGCCCUCGAGCGGGCAGAAGAUGCCUGCCGUCGGUUCAUCGACGGGUACCACAAUACGGACCCGAACGACUUCACCGACGAGAGGACUGAGGAGGUGCGCCCGGGCCUCGAAGAGUACGAAGAGGCCAAAGACAACUUUGGCGUCGUCGGGUUUGCCUGGCGGAAUCUCGACGUCGGCCCGCCCCUAUCCCCCCAGGCGCUGGAGUACCAGCGCAUCCUCCGAGCCGGGCAUGCCGAGUGCCGGCGCCGGUACGGCGAGCAGCAGAGGCUCGUCGGCAGCAGAGAAUUCGUCGACAAGUUGGCAUCGGCCGUGGCACGCAUGCCGCAUGCCAGCCGAGUCGUGUUCCGGGACCGGGUCGACCGGUGCCCGGGUCCCUACGAGGAGACGCCGACCCAGUUCCUGGCCGACAACGACAGACUGUUUCAGGUGCUGGCGUCGCCGCUGCCGUGGGCUCCCUCUCUCGACGGGUGGGCUGCCCUCUCGCCCAGAGCGCGCGAGCGCCCUGAGACCACGCCGGCCAGGAUUCUCUCGGAACUGCCCAUCGCCCUGCACAACGCGGGUGCGCACCUGCGCCAGCUCGGCUUCGGCUGCUUCCCGGUCGAGUACGACUACCACCUGCUCGAACCGCGCCCUUCGGCUGCGCAGCAGCCUACCCGUACCCGCCCCGCCUGGGACGAGCUCGCCGCCGCCUGCCAGCACCUCGAGGCUGUCUCGUUCGGCGAGAGCGCCGGCCUGACCGCCCGGCCCGUGUCGGAAUGCCACCUCCCCGAAGCAGCCCAGCAACUCGUCGACUCCUUCUUCGGCUCGGUUCUGUCAGGCCAGCGCAUCGAGACUUUGACCUUCGCGCACAUAGCCGAAGAACCCGCCGUCGCCGACCUGCCGGACCCGGAGGCUUUCUUCCCGCUGACGGGCGCCCUGGCGGCCAUGAAGUCGUGGCUGCCUUGCAUGAGAGUUCUCUCGCUCGUUGGUAUUUCGGCCACGCAGGAGCAGCUCGAGCGGCUGUGCGAGGCGCUGCCCGAGGACCAGAUAGAGCGCAUUGUGUUGUGCGAAGUCAAGCUGCGGCCGAACGGCGGUCCAGCCGUCGCCGAGGGGGAACUAACCCCCCCUCGACCGCCGAGCUGGGCGCGCAUCCUGGACGUUCUGCGCGAGAAGUGCAAAGUCCGAUAUCAUCCGUGCAGGUGCAGAGCCACAUUGUUGCAGCUGCGUGGCGGCGAGUAUGGAGACUUGAUGCAGAGCGAGGACUAG
Molecule: messenger RNA, 1533 nt
Organism: Lasiosphaeria miniovina
Lineage: Eukaryota; Fungi; Ascomycota; Sordariomycetes; Sordariales; Lasiosphaeriaceae
Exons: 2
Coding region: 1-1533 (510 amino acids)
Source: RefSeq, a predicted model, not a curated record